Mesocestoides corti is the source of this 1338-nucleotide messenger RNA. Lineage: Eukaryota; Metazoa; Platyhelminthes; Cestoda; Cyclophyllidea; Mesocestoididae. The record is from the annotation of a GenBank genome assembly.
AUGGACGAAAUCAUGAUGUCAUAUACGAUGCCUGAAGUAAUUGAAAAAUACUUUCCUGGAGGAAUCUGCGGUCAGGACAAAUUUGGUCGACCAGUUUUUAUAUGCCCAGCGGGUACGACUGACGUUUAUGGAUUGAUGCGAUCGGCUUCUCGCUCUCAACUAGCUCUUUCUCAGUACUACGUUAUGCAAAAAAUCAUUGACGAAGUUUUGCCUGCCCAGGCUCGCAAAAUGGGUCGCCCAAUUGAUCAACUGGUCGUAAUUUUUGACCUUCAGCACAUGAAUCGGCGCCAGUUGUGGCGCCCGUGGCUCAAUUUUGUCCUCGAAAUGACCUCCAUUUUUGAGGUCAACUUCCCGGAACUCAUGGCUGUCUGUUUUGUGCUCAAUGCUCCUUCCUUCUUCUCAAUGGUCUUUUCUCUCAUGAAACCGCUGCUGAGUAAGGAAACUCAGAACAAAAUCCAUAUACUUGGCUCCAACUACGUUGAUGAUCUCUUGAAGCUCUUUGAUCCCGAAGGUCUUCCGGCUCACUAUGGUGGCAAGAUGCGUGAUCCUGAUGGUGACCCCAAAUGUUCUUCUAGAAUCUGCUGGGGUGGAACUGUUCCCGAGUCUUACUACCAAAUCCAUCAGACGCCGAAUGCUCCCGCUGAAGAUAGUGAUGACACAUUUCUCCUUGUUCCCGUGAGCCGAGGAAGCAAAGAAUACUAUUACGUUGGCGAGGCCAAGGUCGGGGACAAAAUAUUGUGGGAGUUUUACACCGAGUCAAACGAUAUCGCCUUCAGCCUAUGGGUGGAACCAUUGGGUGGUAAUCACUCGCCUCUCGAUGAACAAAAUCGACGGAGGUCGGUCAAAAAUCGUGGUCAAAGCGGUGGUGGUGGCAUCUCCACCUCCUUCUCUUUCAAUAACCUUUUGGGAGGGCAAGGGGCAGGAAAAUCAGAUUUGAAACAGGUCACGCAGCCCACAAGAGUGGAUUGCGAUCUUGUACCCGAGAAAGGAAACUGGAAGGCGAGUAUCGAGGGGAGCUACUAUCUCCUCUUUGAUAAUUCCUACAGCUGGACUCGAACAAAACGUGUCUGGUGCAAGGCUGAUGUGACGCGCCCCCCCACUUCUACUCAAAGCGCCAAUGCAAACAACAGUUUAUUGGAAGAAGCCGAUAAGAAUGAAGUCGAGGCUGGUCUGUCGGAGGUAAUGGAGGCUGUGCGCGCCCCGGACUAUGCAAGCCUCUCCACGCCCGACGUGGACAUCUCGGCACUGGUGAUGAUUCUUGCGAAAACUCUUCCACUCGUUCGGCGUAGGUUACGUCCCCAAUCAAGCUUACCGCUCCAAGCCACCAUGAUGAAGUGA